Molecule: messenger RNA, 2063 nt
Organism: Melospiza georgiana
Lineage: Eukaryota; Metazoa; Chordata; Aves; Passeriformes; Passerellidae
Gene: MCMDC2
Product: minichromosome maintenance domain containing 2
Exons: 14
Coding region: 1-2049 (682 amino acids)
Biological process (GO): double-strand break repair via break-induced replication
Molecular function (GO): single-stranded DNA helicase activity; DNA binding; ATP binding
Source: RefSeq, a predicted model, not a curated record
AUGGAUCCUGAAAUACAGAAAAUGAGGGAAGUUAUCCUUGUCUACCUUGACAGGAGUGGUGGCCUUCAGAAAUUCGUGCAUGAUUGCAAAAAAUAUAAUGACUCAAAACAAAGUUAUGCUGUUUAUCGUUUCAUUAUUUCAAUCAAUCCUUCUGACAUUGCUGAAUUGGAUGCAACUCUUGGAAACUACAUUCUUCAUAAUCCCUUACAAGCUGCACAGAUUUUUCAGUCAGUAUGCUUUGUAGCUAUUAAGACACUAUCAUUAAUUGAACAGUUGCAGACAGAAGCCCAGAUCAGUAUAUUGCUGAAACCAACACAUUUGCCACCUUUACCAAGUUAUGUUCUGAGUCUUUCUGCAUAUCCCUUUAAUUACACAUCUCAAAGAUUUUAUAUGUCUGAAGGGAUAGUGAUUGCAAUGGGAACUGUAACAAAAUACACGCAAGGAGCAAGAUUUCUUUGUACUGAGGAAACCUGUCCAUUCUCUGAAGGGUUUAGGUGCAUCAGAGUGCAUUGCCCUGGAGCUACAGAGUCUGCUACAGUGAGGACUGAUUUUGUUUGUAGCUUGUGUUCCUCACCACUGCAGGAAGACAUGAAAUUUAGAGUACUUGGUGAUAAACAAAUAGUUGAAAUGAUUGAUGCUAAAAUUCUGAAUGCUUUGAAAGGAUAUUCCAUUGAUAAAUCACAUUUUAGGAUUCAGGCAUUUACAUUGUUCUUGAGAGAUGAACUGGCCAAUAAAAUGACAAUAGGAAACCACUACAGGAUUAUAGGAAUUCCAGCUUGUGUACAAAAUGGCCUACAAAUGACUGCAUGUAUAGAAGUCAAUAGUGUGCAGCUCUAUAAACCAAAUGGUCCUUCUUUUGUCAGUGAGAAUUUUAAGUAUCUGCUCUCACUGACUUCAAGUUCAUGCUGGAGGUUUACUGCUGUCCUGGCCAACAUCUUUGCUUCUCAAGUUGUUCCACCAGGCACUUAUAAUACUCUUAAACUUGCAAUAUUGCUGAGUCUAGUACAGACAUGUGAAAAAGAAAAUUCAGAUUACCUGGAUCUCUUGAUUAUGACAAGUGACCCACUAGUAAUUGACAGGCUUCUGAAUUACAGCUUAUGUCUUCUGCCCCGUGGCAUACGACACCCACCUUCCAGUGACAUUUUCCCUUCUGUGUCCAAAGAUAAACACGGAACUGGAAGUGCCAGCAUUCAAGCCUGCAGCGCUGUGCUGGCCAAGGGUGGCAUCUGUUACAUAGGAGACUUGAGUUCAUAUAAAAAGGAUAAACUUGAACUUCUACAGUCUGUGCUAGAGAGCAGAACAACAACAGUGUUUAUUCCUGGGAAGAAGUAUGGAGAAGAGGCUGACCAACAAGUCACUGUUUCAGUUCAGACCAACUUUUGGUCCUUUGUAGAUGUGGACUCUUCCUCAAAGAAACAUAUACAAAAGGAGAACUUUCUAAUAGGACAGAUGGAUGUGAGUUUGAUUCCAGUUAACCUUGUAGAUGGUUUUGGGCUUUUGAUCUACAAUGAGUUUCCUUCCUGUCGCCUGUCUUCUCCUGUUGUACAUCACACCUUGAAAAAAGCCAUUCAUCCUGAAGCCAUGCUGUACAAAGUUUCACAGCAGUUCAGAACACAGGAUUAUGAGGAGUUUAUUUUGUUUGCUAGGAAUCUUCAUGUUGAACUGAGCUCAGAAGCAGAAAGUCUCAUUCAGGGCUAUUAUCUUGCAAGUCGUAGGGUGAGAAGAGAUUCCAUUCAUGGAUCAACAUUAUCAGCCUCUGCUCUAAAAAUUCUGAUUUCACUGGCUAAGGCUCAUGCCAAGCUCAGUUUAAGGCAGAGGGUACUUGAGGAAGAUGCAGUGAUUGCGGUCUUGUUGCUCGAGUCAUCGCUGACCCUGAAACACGGCACAUCUCCACUGUGUGUGGCACCAAAUCCUGUAUUUCCAUUUGAGCUCAGUGAUGAAAACUCCCUGCAACAGAGAGAUAUUUACCUCAUGCAGUGCCACCAUCAACUGCUGAAGUUUAUUUCUGCCUAUAGCCCAGGAAUUCACAUUAACACUAAUGAAGAGUAAAAACUCUAAGUAAA